Molecule: messenger RNA, 1308 nt
Organism: Penicillium robsamsonii
Lineage: Eukaryota; Fungi; Ascomycota; Eurotiomycetes; Eurotiales; Aspergillaceae
Exons: 1
Coding region: 1-1308 (435 amino acids)
Source: RefSeq, a predicted model, not a curated record
AUGCAAAAUUCGGUAUUAUUACAACAGCUAACACUACCAGAAUCACCAACAACCAAAACAGUUCCCCCAUCUAGUACUACCACCACGAUAUCUGCCUCUGUAUGCUCCAGUCUUACCAGUAAUCCAUCCUACACACCCUCUGCUGUGUUGCCAGAUGACUAUACCUGGGGCUGCGCACCCGGGUAUCUCUGCAAGCCACCUCAUACAGGUGACCGCUCGGGAUGCAACGUGGAAGCAGGUCUCCCUGAGCCCGGAUACGUCUGCAAUCCCUCAGACUGCAUUGUGGCCCCGCCUCUGGACGUCCAUCCAUCUUGGCAGUACAAUGUCUCGAACAAUUAUUACAACCUCAACCCGGAGGACUUCGGUCUCGACUACUCCAUCUUCCAUUUGUCGGAAGACCCAUCUGCAGCCAACAGUAAACGCUACAUGUCCCUGUGGGACUUCGAUGUCGCCCAAAAUACAAAAAGGGCUGAUAUAACGAACAUUCCUGAUGUGUGUUACAAUGAUUGCAACGGUGCUGCGCUUGUACCGGAAAAGCUUGGAAAGACAUCCGAGCUUUGCAAGAGCGACUCGCCGUUCAUGGAAAAUUUGGGUGUUUGCGAGGAAUGCAUCACCAACAACGGCGAAUCUGGUUCCGAUGCAUAUUCAUCCAAAAUGUUACCGACGUUUGUACAGUGGCUGAAUUACUGCUCCGAUAUGGUCACUUCCACGACACAAGAAAGUACCACUAGCACUAAAACAAAAACCCCGACGACGACCACCCGGGUCACCGAUAGAACCACUACUACAAGCACCGAAGCAACGACAGCAGCCACAGUCACAGGUACCCAAGCCACCAGAACCAAAGUCCCCAGCACUGAAGAGACGACAGCUGAGCCUACAAAUACCGUGUCAAAGAGCACUCAGUCCACCGACAAAAGCACUACUGGCACUGAGAGAGAGGAAACAACCGGCUCAGUGGUAACAACUUCCUUCUCUGGACAUGUUGUGACAAUCUCAACGUCAGGCUCGCUCGUGACAAGCUCAGUACCUAGGUCAAUUAUCACGACUUCGGUAUCUGGCUCGCUUAUUACAACUUCAUUGCCCGGCUCAAUAAAGACCACGUCGAGCACUCUGGACGCAGGAUCAGGCGAUGAAAGCACAUCUGAUAAUGCUUCGGGCAGCACAUCGGGCGCGGGUCGCGGAAGUCAGACUGAUUCAACAACUACCUCUGCACCUUCUCCGUCCUACAAUGCGGCACGGUCCAUAAAUAUUCCUCGUGUUGGCUUAAUGGGUCUAUUGUGGGCUGCUUUCGCACCACUCCUUUAG